AUGGUGUCCGAGGGCGCGGAGGACCCCGAGGACAAGGAGCAGGCCCUGCAGGGGUGGCGGGACAUCAUCCUGUCGCAGCGGAGGUGCCCCGGGGACCUGGAGGAGCUGCUGGAGGACCUGGAGUUCAGCAUCCCUGGCUCGUGGAACACCAGGCGGCUGAAGGAGGCCCAGGACGGGGACCUGCCGCCCCGCCCGCCUUCUACCUGGACCUCGUGGCGAGAGGACGCGGCGGGGCCCUGCGAGAGCGAGAGCGACGAGACCAACAGCUCCGUGUCGACCGUGAUCGACCGCCUGUCCCUGUCCUCCUCGACGACCGUCUCGAGGAAUUCGUCGUUCAACACUCCGGCCGACGUCUCCAGGUUCGACCUGGCGCGCGCGCUGAGCCCCUUCGAGCAGCUCGAGAAGGAGCUGGAGACUGAGGCCCGCCCGGAGCCGCAGCAGCCUGUGGCGCCCACCACGGCCCCCCGUGACGAGACCGUGUCGGCUCCGCCCAUCGACCGGAGCACCAAACCCGCCUCCAGCGCCCCCGAGGCUCAGAGCGGGUCCGAGGCGAAGGAGAAGGCCGCGACGCCGCCGCAGAAGAGCAAGCUGAGGCCGUCCAUCAAGGCGUUCUCGUUCAGCCUGAAGGGGCGUCCGUUCUCGUGGCACCAAGGGAAGGCCAGUUCCGAGCGCGAGAGCCGAGCGGCCGGACGCAGCGAGCCGUUCCUGUCGCUCAAGCGGUCGGGCAAGCGUCCAGCGCCUCCCCCGCCCCCGCGCUCCGUCGAGUCGGGAAGCCCCGCCGCCAGCAGCUCCCCCGUCGUCGCCGCCGGCAGCUCCCCGGAGGCGGCCGCCAAGGAGCCGCUGUCCGAGGAGGAGGACAGCGACGACGAGCUCGACUCCGACUCCGACGGUUCCGACAACUACAUCGACCUCGUGGCGGAGGCCGCUAGUCAGGGCGCCGACGACGAGCCCGACGCGCCCUUCAGCAUCUCGUGCGACAAGAGGGAGACCAUAAAGCGGGCGUCGGCGGCGGACGCGCAGCCCAACAUCUCGCCGGAGUACCUCUUGAUCCUGGACUCCCCCGCCGGCGAUGACGUCCUCGACGAAUUCCCCGACAGCGUGAAGGGCAGCGCCGAGGGGGCGGCCGAGGGAGGAGCGCCCCCGCUGUGUGAGGCCAGGAACGAAGCGUGCGGCGCCCCAGAGCAGGACUACAUUGAACUGAUCUCCGUGUCUCCUCAGGGCCAAGGGGCGUCCGCCGGGGACUUGGGAGGGAGUGAAGCGUUGCGGGUACGAGGGCCGCCUCCGACUGCAGUGACGUCGGAGGGGGCGAGUGACGUCGCUGGCGAUUAUCUCAAGGAAGUGCGCGGUUUUGGGAUCUCAGGGCAGACUCGAGCGCGAGAGUCGGUCGAAGGCGAGCAGGAGGAGGUCGCCAGUGACUCAAAAAUAUCGUUAACUCAGAGGGAAAGUGUCGACGCAGCGGAGAGUGGAAAAGUUCGGACGCAACCAGAGGCGUCGAAAAGCCAAGAAAAGUGUGUGUUUGCGCAAUCGGCAUCGACCAACAGUGAGGAAAAGGUUGAAAGACUUAACAGUGAGAUGAGCGCAGAGGUGAGCGACGCCUCUUUGGCGCAGGGGAGUGAGGUGCCCUCCGCCCAAGAGGCGGUAGAGGGAGAGGCGGCGGUCAGGGAAGCGGGAGGGACGAAGGAGGGUGCGGACAAGACAGAGGCGGAGGAGAGCGAGCGAGGGGAGGGGUCCUUGGGCGGCGCAGAGGUCGACGACGCGUUGCCGAGCGACCUGCACGACAGCUUCGGCACGGAGACCGUCUACGAGUUCGAGGACGACGACGGCUACAGCUACGUCACCGACAACGGGUCCGAGUUCUCCGGCGGCUCGUCCGAGGGCUUCCUCACCUGCUCGUCGCCGAAGGUCUCGGCCGAGCUGCCCUCCAGCGACGGCCUGCCCUCGGAGCCCAGCGAGGAGGACGACCUGGGCCUCUACGAGGACCUCUACACCGACUGCUACGCCGUGGAGGACGCCCUCGAGGCCGCCAGGGCCGCGACGCCCGGCCUCGGCAGGAGCCUCGUGCCCGAGAGCCGGAUGCUGCCCAGCGUCCCCGAGGAGGAGAGCGGCGAGCAGGACUCCCGCCCGAGGACCCGACGCCCUCUACGACGACGUGGCGAGCGAGAGCCAGGACGCCGAGGCGCGAGGGCGCGCGCCCCGCCGGGCGCGAGCGCGGAGGGGGGCGCUCUGGCCGAGGCGGCGGGCGGGCGGGCGGCGCUGAGCAAGACCAUCACGCAGUGCUUCAAGGCCAAGCGCCUCCGCCAGGACCUCAGCGACAUCAUCAGGAAGGAGCUGCGCCUCGAAGGGGACGUGUCCGUCGAGGUGGAGGAGGAGGAGGAGGUGGAGUCCCUGGUGGAGUGCGACAACGAGGAAGAGCUCCUCCUCGUGAUGAGGGCGCUCCGCCAGGACCAGCCCGGGGACCAGCUCAGGAAAAGUAGUCAGCAAGGAGUUAAUCGGCUACCGGUUAAUUGA
Messenger RNA from Penaeus vannamei (Pacific white shrimp), 2508 nucleotides. The record is from RefSeq and is a predicted model, not a curated record. NCBI's taxonomy places the organism in Eukaryota, Metazoa, Arthropoda, Malacostraca, Decapoda, Penaeidae.